Molecule: messenger RNA, 1719 nt
Organism: Chanos chanos (milkfish)
Lineage: Eukaryota; Metazoa; Chordata; Actinopteri; Gonorynchiformes; Chanidae
Gene: gpr161b
Product: G protein-coupled receptor 161b
Exons: 6
Coding region: 78-1655 (525 amino acids)
Biological process (GO): G protein-coupled receptor signaling pathway
Cellular component (GO): plasma membrane; recycling endosome
Molecular function (GO): G protein-coupled receptor activity
Source: RefSeq, a predicted model, not a curated record
ACACAUGACAUUCCAAAUAUGUUACUUCAGGUGAACACUCUGUCUCGACAGCCCUGGAUGUCCAACAGGCAUCUAUAAUGAACAGUAACGGGAAUGAGACAGAGCCAGGGGUGAGCGGUGUGGGCGACCUGGAUGAUAGUGGUACAGUAGCACUAGAGUCUGCCUGUAUUGUCCUCAUAGCCUUGCUCAUCUGCUUGGGAAACCUGCUCAUUGUGGUGACACUCUACAAGAAGCCCUACCUGAUGACUCCCAGCAACAAGUUUGUCUUCAGUUUGACAUUGUCUAAUCUGCUGCUGUCAGUGUUGGUCCUGCCCUUUGUGGCCGCUAGCUCCAUGCAGCGAGACUGGAUAUUUGGCGUGGUGUGGUGUAACUUCACUGCCUUGCUUCAUCUUUUAGUCAGUUCUGCCAGUAUGCUCACACUGGGGGCCAUUGCCAUAGACAGGUACUAUGCUGUGUUGUAUCCUAUGAUCUAUCCCAUGAAGAUCACAGGCAAUCGCUCCGUGGUGGCCAUUGUUUAUGUGUGGAUCCACUCUCUGGUGGGCUGCCUGCCGCCACUCUUUGGAUGGUCCACGUUCGAAUUCGAUCGAUUCAAGUGGACUUGUACGGCGGCGUGGCAUCGAGAAAUUAGUUAUACCACGUUUUGGAUCACGUGGUGCUGCCUGUUGCCAUUGUCUGCCAUGCUGGUGUGCUACGGGGUCAUCUUCCGCGUUGCUCGACUCAAAGCCCGUAAGGUCUACUGUGGUUCUGUGGUGGUGACUCAUGAGGAGUCAAGCUCGCAGAAGAACGGUCGCAAGAACUCCAACACCUCCACCUCCUCCAACAGUAGCCGCAAGAGCCUGAUCUACUCAGGCAGCCAGUGCAAAGCCUUCGUCACCAUCCUCGUCGUUCUCGGCACGUUCUUGGUCACGUGGGGACCUUACGUGGCGGUGAUUACCUCUGAAGCUGUGUGGGGUAAAGACAGUUUCUCUCCACGACUGGAGACUCUCGUAUCCUGGCUUUCAUUCACCAGCUCUGUCUGUCACCCAGUCAUCUACGGACUGUGGAACAAAACGGUACGCAAGGAGCUCCUGGGCAUGUGUUUCGGUGACCGUUACUACAGGGAGUCAUUUGUCACGCGGCACAGGACGUCCCGUCUUUUUAGCAUCUCCAAUCGAAUCACAGAUCUUGGGAUGUCUCCUCACCUGACAGCUUUAUUGGUCGGGGGAGGGCAACUCCUGGGACUUGGUAGCAGCACUGGAGACACAGGAUUCAGCUUUACUCAGGAUUCUGCCACUGACAUCAUGAUGUUGGAGAGCCACUCUUCAGACAACACCCACACAACCCUCUAUGGAGGAAACAAAAGGAGGAGAAGCUCUGUCACAUUUGAGGACCAGUUGGACCACUGCUCCAGAGUAACUGAAGCUGCUGACUCAUCCACGCACCAUAUCCGGGCAGACAUCCAUACGCCUCUGGAUAGCUUUGCAUCAUGCCUGGCCAAGGCCAUAGAAACCGACGCUAAGCUGCAACUCUUUGGGGAACGGACCACAAUACCACCAGCUCUGUCUACAGUCAACACACAGAGAGCCCCACGCUCUCUGAACGGACAGAGACUCAGAAUGGAGAGCAUAGAUGAAGGAAUAGUCAGAGAUGAUGAGGAGGAAGAGGAGACAGAGUAAUGAUUUGCAUAGCAUCUGUUUGUUUGAAAAGUUCUUUCAUUACAUCCUAAGUAGGACCACAUUG